This is a messenger RNA of Saprolegnia parasitica CBS 223.65, 531 nucleotides long. RefSeq lists its product as hypothetical. The coding region runs from base 1 to 531 and encodes 176 amino acids. The transcript has a single exon. Lineage: Eukaryota; Oomycota; Saprolegniomycetes; Saprolegniales; Saprolegniaceae. The record is from RefSeq and is a predicted model, not a curated record.
AUGAGCAUGGACCGCCCUUCCUACAUCUACGUCGCCAACCUCGGCGAGUGCGACGGCCGCGCCUUGCGCCAGAUCGCGAUCACAUCCAGCACGCAGUUCUUCACAUCCGCCAAGGUCAUUGCGACGCCGAUCGUGUUUCAUGUGACGACGACGCCCGAGCUGCUCCUGCAGACGGCGCUCGACUACCUACGCGCGGCCGGCACGACGCUCUUUGGCAGCGACGGCAACAUGUACUACGCGUCGACGACGACCGACGCGCAUGUCCGCGCCAUGAUCCUCGCCAUGGACAAGAGCUUCAGUCGCAUGCCCCUCCAUCGUACGGGCCCUGCCCUGUCGACGCUCACGGUGCGCCACGGCGCCGAAACGUACUGCGUGCCACUGCCACGGUCGUACGCCGCCUGUCUCGCCGAGCUGCCGUGUGCGCCGACCAAGCUUGGCUACGUGCACGAUGGCGUGCUCUGCACGCUCUUCUCGGAAGGCUCGUACGAAGCGUUCCUCCAGCGCAACAUUGACGAGGUCACCAUGGAGUAG